GCGCCGUCUUCGCCGACCCACUCCGCCUUCGACCUCGACACCUGCUUCGAUUCCGGGCAAGCGUUCCCUCUCUGGUGGUCUCCGAAGUUCGAGAGCCGGAUCGAUUCUAUGCUCCGCUCUGCCAUCGCCUGGAACGACGGAACCCUCUCCGAGAUCCGCUCCUGUCACUACUCCGACCGAUCAAUCUCGCUGCCGAGAGCGUCCAGGGAUGUGCCAAACGAGUACCUCAUGGCAGACAUGGCUUGCCCUCUUGAAGCAGAUUCGGAAACCGCAGCAAUUGGGAAGUUCAUGACAGGGUUGAAGCACUUAGAGCUUCGAUUCUCGAGGUUAACGGCCAAAGGGAUCGAAUCGAUCAGCAAAGGGUGCUUGAAUUUGGAGUUCCUGGAUUUGUCAGGGUGUGUUAAUGUCAGGGGGACGCUGCGAGCUUGACCAGGUUGAGAAGUCAAAUUCUGCAUUUGCAUGUUGUUGAUCGGGCAUUCAAAGGGGUAUGGGCAUUGAGAUUUGUUUGAUGAGAGGUUUCAGAUUGAUGCAUCUGCAUCUGUAUGAUGAUUCUGGUAUAAAAGCUGCCUGCUUUGUGAACACUC
Messenger RNA from Linum tenue, 584 nucleotides. The record is from the annotation of a GenBank genome assembly. Lineage: Eukaryota; Viridiplantae; Streptophyta; Magnoliopsida; Malpighiales; Linaceae.